This is a messenger RNA of Scleropages formosus (Asian bonytongue), 987 nucleotides long. RefSeq names its product protein FAM107B-like. The transcript is spliced from 4 exons. The coding region runs from base 239 to 742 and encodes 167 amino acids. The record is from RefSeq and is a predicted model, not a curated record. Lineage: Eukaryota; Metazoa; Chordata; Actinopteri; Osteoglossiformes; Osteoglossidae.
GGUGGAACAUUUUAUUACCGGUAGGAAUGCUGUGCGUGUGUGCGUGCGCGCAUGCGGACGGAUGCGGUUAGUCAGCGUGUGCGGCCGCUGAGGGGCGCCCUGCUCUCAGUUCCCACGGCGUGCUGCUCGGUGAGGUGUCCCUGCAGACGCGCUGAGCUGCAGAAGCACCGUGGACGAGUGUCGGGGAGCCGCUCAAAGGAACGCUCCGUGUGUGUUCUUCAUCCGUGUGUCCGCGAUCAUGGCAACCAUGCUGAGGUACCCCGUGUUUCCCUUCCUGCAAGAUCCGUUCCUGGAGCAGGGCGACCUCACGGAGGGACAGCCCAGGGUGCGCAGCAUCAUGGCAGAGCCGGACUACAUCAACGAGGAUUGCGAUGAGCUCAUCAAGCCCAAAAAGCUAGUAAACCCAGUGAAGACAUCUCGUAACCACCAGGAUCUCCACAGGGAGCUCUUAAUGAACCAGAGAAGGGGCCUGGCACCCCAGAACAAGCCCGAGCUACAGAAGGUGCUGGAGAAGAGGAAACGGGACCAGGUCCUUCGGCAGCAGAUGGAGGAGCAGGAGGCCCACAAGAAGCACUCGGACCUGGAGAUCGAGCUGAUGAAGCGCCAGCAGAAACUGGAGCAGCUUGAGCUGCAACAGCAGAAGGAUGAAGAGGAGCAGGAGAACACACCCGAGUUUGUAAAGAUGAAAAGCAACCUGAGGCGCACGAAGCAGGAGGCCGAGCUCCAGGGGGCCAGUCAGUAGGAGACAAGGGCUGUGUGCGCAGCGCACGUCACUGACGUUGAUGGGAUAUCACCGUGUUCCUCACCACGUGUACCCAUGAGCAGCCAAGCUAGAGACUCUCUAGGCGCAUGUUCUCCCGGCAGCUUGGGGGGACUCUCAGUAUUUCUGUCCCACCUUGCUAUCCAAGCAAGCACUGAACCAGCUGUCAGUGGAAAAAUCGUCUCAACAAAAGGAAGGGGGUCCUUCCCUCCAAAAAAAAAAAAAAG